AUGGUGAACCCGGACCCGCAGGUGCGGGCGCCGCAGCGGGUGUUCGUGGACGAGGUCGGGGAGGCCGUGCGGGACAACUUCCUGGGCUUUCUGCGGAAUUUCCGCGCCGAGGAGGACGAACACGGCCAGGAUGUCAUGGACGCCCAGGAGCCCCUGUACGCGGUGCGGCUGAUCGAAAUGCUCGAGAGUGAGCGCACGACGCUGGCGGUGGACUUCGCGCACGUCCUGGCGCACUCCGCCGUCCUCGCCGAGGCGAUCAGCACGCACUUCUACCGCCUGGAGCCCUACCUCAGGGAGACCGUCCUCGAGCUGUGCGAGCAGCUCCGGCCGGACCAGGCGUCCGACGACCACGGCCCGAAGAUGUUCUUCGUCUCGUUCUUCAACAUGGAGGCCACUCUCCGCCUGCGUCAGCUCCAGGCCGAAAAGGUGGGCAAGCUGGUGGCGUUCUCCGGGACGAUCACGCGGACGUCCGAGGUGAAGCCGGAGCUGUUCCUCGCGUCGUUCAAGUGCGCGCAGUGCGGGCAGCUCGUCCGCGGCGUCCAGCAGCAGUUCAAGUACACCACGCCGACCGUGUGCCCUGGCGCGGCGUGCGGGAACCGCCGCGACUGGACGCUGCACCGCGAGGAGUGCCGCUUCGUGGACUGGCAGAAGCUCAAGGUGCAGGAGAACUCCUCCGAGGCUCCCCCCGGGUCGCUGCCGCGCACGCUGGAGGUGGUGGUGCGCAACGAGCUGGUCGAGACGGCGCGCGCGGGCGACCGCGUGACCUUCACGGGCACGCUCAUCGCGGUGCCGGACAUCAGCGUGAUCACGGCGCCGGGCGAGCGCGUCGUCGCGACGCAGAACGCGGCGCGCGGCGCUGGCGGCGGGGGGAUGGGCGCGGGCGAGGGCGUGACCGGGCUCAAGUCGCUCGGGGCGCGGGAGCUGACGUACAAGCUGUGCUUCCUCGCGACGGGGAUCGAGCACGCGGGCGCGGGCGGCCUCGGCGGCGGCCCCGGGCUGGCCGACGUCCUGGGCGCCGCGGGGGCGUGGGGCGCGCAGGACGACGAGGGGCGCAGCGAGGAGGAGGAGCUGCGGGACUCGUUCACGCCGGAGGAGCGCGCGGAGAUCGACGGCAUGAUGAUGGACCCCGGCAUCGUCAACAAGCUCACCGGCUCGAUCGCGCCGGGGGUGUUUGGGCACAGCGCGGUCAAGCAGGCCAUCCUGCUGAUGCUCCUGGGCGGCGUGCACAAGGAGACGGCCGAGGGGAUCAAGCUCCGCGGCGACAUCAACGUCCUGAUCGUCGGCGACCCGUCCUGUGCCAAGUCGCAAAUGCUGAAAUAUGUUUCCUCGUUUCUCCCGCGCGCGGUGUACACCUCGGGCAAGUCGUCGUCCGCGGCGGGCCUGACCGCGACGGUCGUGCGCGACAACGACUCCGGGGACUUCUGCAUCGAGGCCGGCGCGCUCAUGCUGUCCGACAACGGCAUCUGUUGCAUCGACGAGUUCGACAAGAUGGACGAGAAGGACCAGGUGGCGAUCCACGAGGCCAUGGAGCAGCAGACGAUCUCCAUCGCCAAGGCGGGCAUCCAGGCGACGCUGAACGCGCGCACCUCGAUCCUCGCCGCGGCGAACCCGCGCGGGGGGCGGUAUGACAAGUCACAGCCCCUGAAGAAGAACAUCAACCUCCCCCCCGCGAUCAUGAGCCGGUUCGACCUCGUGCACGUCAUGAUCGACGAGCCCGACCCCGCCGCGGACACGGCGAUCGCGGAGCACAUCGUCGGCGUCCACCAGAACCGAUCCGACGCGUUCUCCGUCCCGUACACCACCGAGCAGCUGCAGCGGUACAUCAAGUACGUCAAGACGAUCCGGCCGCAGCUGACGCCGCAGGCGAUGCGCGUCGUGGAGAACGUGUACGUCGAGAUGCGCGCGCGCGACGCCACGCCCGGCCAGUCGUCGUCCUACAAGGUGACCGUGCGGCAGCUGGAGGCCGUCAUCCGCAUCUCGGAGGCGCUCGCACGCGCGUCGGGGCGCACGGACGUGACCGUGCAGCACGUGCGCGAGGCGCAGGCGCUCCUGCAGCGGUCGAUCGUGACGGUGGAGUCGCGCGACGUUGAGCUGAUGGAUGAGGCGGGCAUGGGGGAUCUGGACGAGGCGGCGCUCGCGGAGCUGCUCGGGGAGGAGGCGGACUGGCUGCGGGAGCAGGAGGACCGGCGGGUCGCGGAGGAGGCGGCCGCGAGGGAGGAGGAGGAGGCGGCUGCGGCGACCGAGGGCCAGGCGCCGACGAUGAGCUCCGCGGCCGCCCCGGGCGCCGGCACCACUGUCCGCGUCGCCGGCAACAAGGCGCGCUACAUCAAGGAGCAACUCCUGCUUGAGAUCCUGCGGCGGCAACAGGAGGCCGCCAAGGCCGAGACGCAGCCCACGCAGGCGAUGGACGUCGACGGUGCGCCCGCGCCGCACGCGGAGGCGGCGACGGGCCACGUCGCGCAGGGGGUGCUCGCGGAGUGGUAUCUCCGGGGGGAGUUGGAGCGCCGGGCGAUCAACAGCCGCCAGGAGCUCGGCGCGGAGAUCCAGGCGGUGCGUGCGGUCAUCAAGAACAUGGUCGAGCAGACCGGCGAGCUCGUCGUCGUGGCGCAGCCGGAGUUCGACCCCGAGGCGGACGAGGACGAGGGCGCGUACCAGAGGCGCAUGCUGGCGGAGCGCGUGCUGGCGCUGGGGCCGAAUUUCUCGACGGACUUCGACGCGGAUGUCGCGGACGCGAUGGAUGCGGGCGGGAACGCGCAGGGCGGGGACGGCGGCGCAGGGGGCGCGGCGGGCGAUGAGCCGGCGUCGCCGUCGCGGUGA
Pedinophyceae sp. YPF-701 is the source of this 2817-nucleotide messenger RNA. NCBI's taxonomy places the organism in Eukaryota, Viridiplantae, Chlorophyta, Pedinophyceae. The record is from the annotation of a GenBank genome assembly.